This is a messenger RNA of Psilocybe cubensis, 2658 nucleotides long. RefSeq lists its product as uncharacterized. Gene Ontology annotation, biological process: carbohydrate metabolic process; mannose trimming involved in glycoprotein ERAD pathway; endoplasmic reticulum mannose trimming. Lineage: Eukaryota; Fungi; Basidiomycota; Agaricomycetes; Agaricales; Agrocybaceae. The transcript has 17 exons. The coding region runs from base 1 to 2658 and encodes 885 amino acids. Gene Ontology annotation, molecular function: calcium ion binding; mannosyl-oligosaccharide 1,2-alpha-mannosidase activity. The record is from RefSeq and is a predicted model, not a curated record. Gene Ontology annotation, cellular component: membrane; endoplasmic reticulum.
AUGAAGUGGGGCAGCUACUGGCCAGAGGUUCUUAUAGUUGUCGGCCUUCUUGCCUUCAAUGGAUCCCGGUGGUUUCACGCGACGGACGCUUCAAGCCCUCUAAAGGUUUCGUCUGGUUGGACUUCCCAACGGAAAUUAGCCGCGCGCGAAAAAACACGGGAACUAUGGUAUCACGGAUUUGAUAAUUAUAUGACAUUCGCCUUCCCCUUGGAUGAGCUUACCCCGUUGUCGUGCUCAGGGCAGGGACCGGAUUGGACCAAUGUCGGCAACUACGCUGCCAACGAUGUUGCAGGCAACUUCUCUCUCACACUCGUCGACGUUCUUGAUACCCUUGUUGUGCUGGAUGAUCGUACGGGUUUCGAAAAAGCAGUAAAGAAUGUUAUCGAAUGGGUAUCGUUUGACGUCAACACUAAGCCCCAAGUUUUUGAAACAACAAUCCGCGUUCUUGGAGGCCUUCUUUCUGCACAUAUAUUUGCCAAUCAGACAGGGCAGCCAUUCCAUCUCCCAUGGUACCGAGGCGAACUUCUUUCCCUAGCACACGACCUUGGAAAGCGGUUAUUACCGGCCUUUUCGACUCCCACAGGGCUCCCAUAUGCAAGGAUUAAUCUUCGACAUGGUAUUGCGAAAGGCGAAUCGGUGGAGACAUGUACCGCUGGUGCAGGUUCUCUGAUAUUGGAGUUUGCAACCCUUAGUCGCUUAACUGGCGACGAUCGUUUUGAAAAGGCAGCUUAUCGGGCUUUCUUUGGUAUAUGGAAUCGGAAGUCAGACAUUGACCUAGUCGGAAAUACUAUCAAUACGUGGACUGGUGCCUGGACACACCCGGAGACCACAGGUAUAGGGGCUGGUAUGGAUUCCUUCUAUGAAUAUGCUUUGAAGUGGUAUAUCAUGAGUGGAGAAAUAGAGUUUCUUGACGUUUGGGAUGAUGCAUACGCUGCUUUGAUGCGAUUUUCCAGAACAAAAGAUGGGCAUUCGUACCGAACGGUGAACAUGCAUAGCGGCGAUGCCGCUUACAAUACGAUUGACUCUCUAUCGGCAUUUUGGCCUGGGCUUCAAGUCCUCGCUGGCGAUGUACAAAAUGCAAUCAAGUUACACAUGAUCUAUUAUAACCUGUGGAGGCAACAUGCAGGUCUGCCCGAAGUAUAUGAUACAAACUAUAAACAAGCUACUUCUCAUUCAUAUCCAUUACGACCAGAAUUUAUUGAAUCUACUUGGUAUUUAUAUCGCGCUACACGUGACCCUUUUUAUUUGGAUGUUGGAGAAAGAGUUCUUUUCGACCUUACUACCCGUGCAAAAGUCCAAUGUGGUUUGGCUGGCAUCUCAGAUCUCCGUACGAAUAAACGAGAUGAUCGAAUGGAAUCUUUUGCCCUGUCGGAGACCCUAAAGUACCUGUACCUCCUUUUUGACGAGGAUAACCCUCUUCAUAGUGAUGACUCUAAUUACGUUUUCACCACCGAAGGACAUAUUUUAACAUUGGGCCAACAACACAUGAAACCAGCUUCUUCCGCCAGAAAGCGAACAAGAAAAAUUGUAAAUCACCAGUGCCCAAUAUAUACUCCAUUCGUCACAACUCUGGAUCAUCGACGCAAACCUCCAGGACCAGGACUGGUCCAAGGUAUAAGGUCAAGGCCGGAUGUUGAUUACGCCCGCCAGUUGGUAGGCCUUGCGCCUAGUCACGCCGAUCAACAAUAUUGGUCGCCAGAUGGCUGGUGUGAACGACCUAAAGUCGACCCCUAUACUUAUGAAUUUAUUCUGGCCGCUCCUGGCCAAAAUGUGCAGGAGGAUUUAAGCCCAAGUUUACUCAAACUUGGGGUUCAACCUGAUGGAUAUAUAAUUCACAAUGUAUCUGGCAUUCGAACUCAGAUUGUACAACGUCUUGAUGGACAAGGUUAUGAUAUCAAGAAAUUGGGUCAUUAUUCCGUCCGCCCAGGCCAAUUGGUUUAUAUCAAUGAUUCGACAAUUUUCCCCUCAGGUGGAGAUAGUAUUGCCCAAGACGAACUCCAUCGACGUGAACCUGAAGUCAAUUUUAGACUAUUUACUGUGCAGACGGAUCCCACCGCCCCCUUGCCGAUUAGUCUUCUCAACAAAGGCAACAUCGACAUUUCAGUGCCGGGUUAUACAGCCAAAUUUGGGGCGGAUUUAUCCUCAUAUGUUGUUUUCGACUCAGUUGACGCAGUUCCACGGAUUCGAACUGCCGAAGGUGUGCCCAUCCUACGAGACCCUGAAAAUACCCAUGGCUGCGACCCAUACGACCGACCCUACCCUCACAGUAUGUUAAUUGUUCGACGGGGAGAGUGUACCUUUUUGGAGAAAGCCGUACAUGCCCGUGAUGCCGGGGCAGCUGGAGUUAUCAUCAUUAGCAAUGAAGAAGGCGCCAUAAACCCCACAGCGAAUAUCGAUGAAUUGGAAGAUGCUGGAGACCUUUCAAGCGUAGCUGUUGUAUUAUUACCCAAGAAGGCGGGAGAUGCUUUUGAGGAUCUGUUGAUUCUGACAGAAAGCAUGCAAUCUACCCAGAUUAUGAUGGCACUGCAGCAUCAAUUAAAUUCGGAGUCGGGAGAUCUGGGGUAUAUACCCAUAGAGGAGGAGGAACAUCCUAAAGAUCCAAAUCGAAUAUUGUAUAUCAACGGCCAUCCACUAAUAAACACCCGUUUGUUGGUUUAA